Hordeum vulgare subsp. vulgare (domesticated barley) is the source of this 2622-nucleotide messenger RNA. RefSeq lists its product as uncharacterized. NCBI's taxonomy places the organism in Eukaryota, Viridiplantae, Streptophyta, Magnoliopsida, Poales, Poaceae. The transcript is spliced from 10 exons. Gene Ontology annotation, molecular function: DNA binding. Bases 156 to 2486 code for a protein of 776 amino acids. The record is from RefSeq and is a predicted model, not a curated record.
CAUUCCAGCCGCCGCCGGCACAACCAACCAACCCAUCCAAGUCACGUCGAGGUCUUCUCCCGUCCUCGGUCUCUCCAUCGAAUCGAUCGAACGCCCGCCCCUUGGAGAGGUCUGUAUUCGGAUCCAUCGAGAUCCCAGUUGGUUCAACGGAAUCUAUGCUUGAGAGAGAAGUGUGUGACAUAAGUAAAGGUCCAACCAUGGUACAUCACCAAAAUCAAUAUAGCACUAUGGGCGGCAUGGUAGACAAUAAGCACAAUGUGAACGUAAAAGAAGGGGUAGUUGAAUAUAUGAAGGCGAAAGAGAAAAAGAAACAAAACAAAGAAGAAGGUGAUAAGAAAAAGGAGGAUAAGAAGAUGGUGAAGUACAAGGAGAAGAAUGAUAAAACAAGGAGUAAUGGUAAGAAGGAUAAUGAGAAGGAGAAGGAGGAUCAGAGGAAAAGGAAAGAAAAUGAGAAGAAGAUGAAGGCACAUAAGGAAAGAGAGAACGAGAAGGGAAAUGAUAAACAGGAGGAGGAGUCAAAACAAAGGGAUGCGAAGGAUGAGAAUGAUAAAACAAGGGGUAAUGGUAAGAAGGAUAAUGAGAAGGAGAAGGAGGAUCAGAGGAAAAGGAAAGAAAAUGAGAAGACGAUGAAGGCACAUAAGGAAAGAGAGAAGGAGAAGGGAAAUGAUAAACAGGAGGAGGAGUCGAAACAAAGGGAUGCGAAGGACGAGAAUGACCCCAAAAAAUGCCCUCAAUUCUUUAGGUCGCUCAUAACCAGAUCAUCUAUGGAACAAGAGACAAUUCCAGAAGACUGCCACAAAUACUUGGAAGAGUGUACAGGAGUGGUUUACCUCAGAGGUCCAAGUGGAAAUAAAUGGCCUGUAGAGCUGGCUAAAAUCUCUGGGGAGCUAUGCUUUGCGCGUGGAUGGAAGGAGUUCCUCCGUGACCACCGCGUCAUGUAUGGCUACCUGCUGGUUUUCCGUUAUGACGGGCAGUCACAGUUCUCAGUGACGGUGUUCUUGCCAUCGUACUGCGAGGCGCCGUACGCGUCUCUCGCCCAGCCGCAGUGCAUGGAUGCCGCCGUGGCCGCAGAGGAUGAGAAUGUGCACACGGGCACCGUUGCAGAUGGUACUGCCCCACAAAAAGAAGACUCUCACAUUCGCAUACGUGCAGAUGGUACACCACAAAAUGGACAUGAAGAAGAAGAAGAUGCUUUAGAAGAAUAUGAAGGGGGCGACAACAUGAGUGCCAAUGCUGACGGCACUGGUGCACAAGAGGAAGAGGAAGACACAUUAUAUGAAAGUCCAGAGAAUGAUGAAGACAGUGAAUGGCGCAGUGCACCAUCGCAGCAACAGCAUGAGGAUCGAGGCAAAAUUGACAAUGGUUUUGUGGUCAGGACGAGGACUUGGCUCAGGAAGGAGGAUGAUAUCAUGGCAGAAGUGGUCCAAUCCAAGAAGUCCAAGGUUAUGGAGGGAAUAGUGCAUGAAGCUCUAUCUAGUGAUUCAGAGUCGGAAGGAGAAGCAUUAGAAUUGAAGCAUCGCCCAUCCAGGAAGUCCAAAGCUGCUGAGGGGAAAAGACCUGAAGCUCUAUUAGAAUUGGUCCGUCGUCCACCCAAGAAAUCCAAGGCUGAGAGGAAAAGGUCUGCUGCUUCAUCAGCUUCUAAAAGAACGACAUCAAGUGACAAUUUGGCAGAAUCGGAGCAUUGUCCACCCAGGAAAUCCAAGGCUGCAAAGGGGAAAAGGCCUCAAGCUCAAUGCGGCCAUUCGGAGUCUGAGGGAGCAGAAUCAGGUGACAGUUUAGCAGAAUUGGUCCGUCGUUCACCCAAGAAGUACAAGGCUCAGGGGAAAAGGUCUGCUGCUUCAUCAGCUUCUAAAAUGACGACAUCAAGUGACAAUUUGGCAGUUCAUACAGGUGUAUUCGCGCCAGAAUCCGUAUGCAAGGACUUGACCACAUUACGCAAAUCUUUUGGUAACAAAUAUAGAAAGGAGGCCCAGUUCCCGAUGUUCAAUAAGAGCAACAGUGAAAACCUACCUGGUAGAGUUCUCAUCAAGGUUCAGAGAAGGCCAGAAUUAAAGUCGCAGAGACGUCCAGUAACCCAAAGUGACAAGAAAGACGCCAUGAACAGGGCGCGGAGGUUCCAAUCCGAGAGGCCCUAUGUUAUGAAGGAAAUGAAUCACAACAAUGUCUAUGGCUCGUGCUUCAUGAUAAUACCAGACAUGUUCGUUGAAAAUUUCCUCCCGAAGGACAGCAGGAAGAUCACACUGUGGGACCCGCAGGCGAAGCCGUGGAAGGUGUCGUACGAGUACACCGGCGGUGAACGUCCCCGUGCGGCGUUCAGCGCCGGGUGGGGCGCGGUCGCCAUGGAGAACAACCUGGAGAAGUGGGACAUCUGCAUCUUCGAGCUCCUGGACCAGGAGUACAACAUCAAGCUGCACGUCUUCAGGGCCGUGCUGGAGAUUACCCCCUUCGUCCUAGCCCCAAAACAUCAUCCACAGGGUUGUGCAUAGCCCUUUGUUUUUGUUCUAGUAAUAUGUUGGUGAUGGAGGCGCGUGUUGGUGACUAUUUUGUUGAAUUAUUAUCGGAUCAUAUUACUUUGUGAAUCAUGUUUGUGACUGUUUUAUUGAGUAUUUACGUUGGUUUUCU